ACGAAGUCAAUGUCAAGUGAAGAAAAUGAAGCGAAGAAAUUUGCUUACAGACAAAACAAGCAGGGCGAAACCAGUGAAUCAGCAAAUUUAUACAUAUGGUUUAAAUCUCAACUGCUGUUAAAGUUGCUUGAUCGCAAUAUUAACUUUAUUAAAGAAAAUAAAUGGAUGGUGAUUGGAAAGCUUAUUCCAUUAAGGAAGAGCCAGCAGCUGAAAUGCAGGGUGACAUGGAUUUUGGUGAUUUUUCCUCUUCCAAUGGCACAGAAAUAACUGAUGAUGAACUUGUGUCUCUCACAGUUCGGGAUCUCAAUCGUCUUUUGAAGACGUCGGGUUUAAGCCGGUCAGAAAUACAACGCAUGAAACAAAGGAGAAGAACAUUGAAAAACCGUGGAUAUGCUGCAAGCUGUAGAAACAAAAGACUGGAACAAAAAGAUGAAUUGCAAGUAGAACGAUCCUCCAUUUUAGGUGACAUUAAUAGCCUUAAGGAAGAAAAUAGAAUGAUAGAAAAUCAAAUUGAGGAAUUUAAAAAUCGAUAUGAGAAUUUAAGAAAAUUUGCUCUUCAAAAUAAUAUUUUCAUUCCUCCUGACUUAGACAUUUCUUUAACAUGAUAUUUAAAAAUUAUGUUUGUUGCAUUAUUAAAAGUAUUUAUGUUAUGCACUUCUAAAAAUUAUAUUGCGAUGAUUUUUUGGGAGGAAUAGUUGUAUUUUAUUUGUGCACUUCACUGUAAAUUAUGCAUUGUUAUAUUAUUAUAAUCAAUUUCUACAUUACUUAAAAUGUGAUGUCACAUUAUCACACUCAUAAAAUCUUAUUUUUUAAUCACCAUUUGAAAUAAAUAUUUUUGUGAUUAAA
This is a messenger RNA of Parasteatoda tepidariorum (common house spider), 846 nucleotides long. RefSeq names its product transcription factor MafK. The record is from RefSeq and is a predicted model, not a curated record. Gene Ontology annotation, biological process: regulation of transcription by RNA polymerase II. Gene Ontology annotation, molecular function: DNA-binding transcription factor activity, RNA polymerase II-specific; RNA polymerase II cis-regulatory region sequence-specific DNA binding. Gene Ontology annotation, cellular component: nucleus. NCBI's taxonomy places the organism in Eukaryota, Metazoa, Arthropoda, Arachnida, Araneae, Theridiidae.